AUGGAGCGUGGGAGGAGCGGGGCCUGGGUGGUGUAUGAGCGACCCAACUACCAGGGCUCCCAGUACGUGCUGACCCACGGCGAGUACCCCGAGUACCAGCGCUGGAAUGGCUUCAACGACACCAUCCGCUCCUGCCGCAUGAUCCGUCACGAAAUUCAGAACUACGGCACCUACCACAUCCGCGUCUACGAGCGCCCCAACUUCCAGGGCCAGAUGAUAGAGUUCAACGAAGACUGCCCCUCACUGGUUGACCGCUUCCAGCACCUCGAGGUGCACUCCUGCAAGGUGUACGAUGGCGUCUGGGUCUUCUACGAGCAGCCCAACUACCACGGACACCAGUGGCUGAUGGAACGUGGAGAGUACCGCCGCUUCACCGAGUGGGGCGCCAUGCACCCCAGUGUUGGCUCUCUACACCGCACUUUUGAGAUGUUACCUACCUGUGUCUGUCCUAAUCAAUAA
Messenger RNA from Alosa sapidissima (American shad), 459 nucleotides. Its product is annotated as gamma-crystallin 1-like. The record is from RefSeq and is a predicted model, not a curated record. The transcript has 4 exons. Gene Ontology annotation, biological process: lens development in camera-type eye; visual perception. NCBI's taxonomy places the organism in Eukaryota, Metazoa, Chordata, Actinopteri, Clupeiformes, Clupeidae. Gene Ontology annotation, molecular function: structural constituent of eye lens. Bases 1 to 459 code for a protein of 152 amino acids.